Molecule: messenger RNA, 1584 nt
Organism: Coniosporium apollinis CBS 100218
Lineage: Eukaryota; Fungi; Ascomycota; Dothideomycetes
Exons: 3
Coding region: 1-1584 (527 amino acids)
Biological process (GO): regulation of transcription by RNA polymerase II
Cellular component (GO): chromosome
Molecular function (GO): chromatin insulator sequence binding
Source: RefSeq, a predicted model, not a curated record
AUGGCGAGCACAAACACCGCCAAGGGACGCGUCAUGUGCCGCUUCAACAAGUUCGGCCAGUGCUUCAGAACCUUCGCCGACGAGAAGGAGAUGAAGCGUCACAUGGUCAACGCCGACGAUCACGACUACUGCAGGAAGUGCGACGAGACGUUCAACGACUGGGACGAUUUCGUAGCCCACAAGGCUUCACCGGCCUGCCCGUUGAUCAGCUGCAAGUUCUGUGGCGUGGACUUUAAGACGACCAGCGGACGGGACCGUCACCUUCGUUCGGACCAUCCCGUCGACCAGAAUCUCCACUGCGUCGGCUGCGGCAUGCACUUCACCCGCGCCGCCGCCCUUAUCGACCACCUCGAACGCGGCCGCUGCGAAUAUGUCAAGAAGGAGCAGUUCGCUGCGCAUAUCCAGCACAAGACAAUCAUCAACAAGCUCCUCGAAGCGCCCGAGCUCAUGUCCCCAUUCACCGAACGCAACGACUUGCCUCCCGAUACAGACACCACUGGCGGCGUGAAGCUAGGUCCCACUCUUCUCGACGACGAAGCGGCCAUACCUUCGUCCCAUGCGCCUCUGACGCCAGCUCGUGGUCCCAAUGCUGGCAAAGGCCCGCGUCUCGGGGAGCGCUGGCCUGCUCUGGGCUCCUCAAACAAGUCAGAGGCAGGGGACGCGAGUGUUUCUUCGCUUGGAUCUAAGCUAGGCGGCGUUUCUCUCACGGGCAGACAUGAGACCGAUAUCCGUGACAGCAUUCUCGAGGACACUGCUGCAGACUACCGCCGCAGCAUGAGACCCGCCGCAAACCCCACCCCUAAGGCGAAGCGUGCAGCUCCGGCCAUUGCUGCCUCCGCCGCCUCUCCUGUCCCGACCGGCACCGCGUACUCCGAGACCUGGCGCAAGCGCGCCGGAUCCGCCACCACGACAGCCACCAGCGGUACAGCGACGCCCGUCUACGCCGGCAAGAACGCUGCCGCGACCAUGUUUCCCGACAAUGACCCAGCCUCUACCACCAGCAUGGCGGCGCCAGUCUGGGGUAGCAAGAAUGCAGCCUCGACGCUCUUCCCGGACGCGCUGCCCACGCCUAUCACACAGGACUGGCAGGAAGCGCUUGGUGCUCAGGCGGCAGAACGGAGCCAGAAUUUCUUCCGCAUCCGCUUCUGGGAUCCCACGCACAAGGACUACGAUCCUGAGCGCUUCUACAACAGUGUGAUUGAGCAGUACUGCUGUCCGUUUCCGCAUUGCGACGCCCGCGCAGACGUCCCCCUGUCCCUCGAAUCCCACAUCAAGACCUUCCACCGCCCCUCCCAGCUCCGCUGCCCCUCCUGCCUCAAACUCUUCAAAUCGAUCACCGCGCUCGUCUCGCACUGCGAGGCCGCGAACUCACGCUGCUCUAUCCAGCGCUCCGAGCGCUUUGGCCAGGCGAUUGACGAGUUCAGCGGUGGGUUCCUCGGGGUCAGGGAGGCGGAGCGCGAGGAUAUCAGCGAGGAGAAGGAUGGGUAUACGGUUGAGUAUACGCGGUUUGAGGGGACGCUGCCGCCGGAUUGGACGGGGGUGGAGAGUGAACGGGGGGUGAAGGUUGGGGGUGGGAGGAUUUGA